This is a messenger RNA of Silurus meridionalis, 2304 nucleotides long. RefSeq names its product homer protein homolog 1 (gene homer1). Gene Ontology annotation, cellular component: cytoplasm; dendrite; postsynaptic density. Gene Ontology annotation, biological process: regulation of store-operated calcium entry; G protein-coupled glutamate receptor signaling pathway. Gene Ontology annotation, molecular function: G protein-coupled glutamate receptor binding. The transcript is spliced from 11 exons. The record is from RefSeq and is a predicted model, not a curated record. NCBI's taxonomy places the organism in Eukaryota, Metazoa, Chordata, Actinopteri, Siluriformes, Siluridae. The coding region runs from base 573 to 1706 and encodes 377 amino acids.
UGUCCGGUUUGUGGGGAUUUUUUUUUUCCACCGGAGAGCUGUAACCAGGCAACGGGGCAAAUACGGGGCAAUUAUUAAAAAAAAAAAAAAAUAGUGUAAAUAAAUGCAUCUGAGUUCUAUUUUAUUUCCAUGGUCGGAAUUGAUUGGAUGUAAUUGCAGUGUAGAUGUGAAACACUGGGCAUUUUCUGCCUGGCGUUUGGAGAUAAGGAGGAGUGAAGGCAGCGUCGCACAGGGACUGAGGUCUGGCCUUUUUAAUGCUGGGGAUCGUAUUUUUAUUCUUAUUAUAAUAAUUAUUAUUAUAAGGGGUUUUUUUUUUGUUAAGAGCGACAGAGUGCGUGCGUGCGUGCGUGUGCGCGCGCGCGCGUGUGUGUGUGUUGGCAGUGUGCUGUGAGAAUGCACAUUGCUUUGCCUCGCCAUCAUGACCGCACACGUCUGUACGGAUCAGUGGUGAAGAUACUAUAAUAAUUAUAAUAAUAAUAAUAAAAAAAAAAGGAGUUUGACGGUGCAUGUCGGAGUGAAAGGCGCGCAGAACACAGACAGCCGACAAAACUACACCUUCCAGCUCUGACAAAAUGGGAGAACAGCCCAUAUAUAGCACCAGAGCUCACGUCUUCCAGAUCGACCCCUCCACCAAAAAGAACUGGGUCCCCACCAGCAAGCAUGCCGUCACCGUGUCCUACUUCUACGACAGCACUCGAAACGUCUAUCGCAUCAUCAGCCUGGACGGAGCCAAGGCCAUUAUCAACAGCACCAUCACUCCCAACAUGACGUUCACUAAGACCUCACAGAAAUUUGGCCAGUGGGCAGAUAGCAGAGCCAACACCGUCUACGGCCUUGGAUUCUCAUCUGAAAGCCACCUGAGCAAAUUCGCAGAAAAAUUCGCAGAGUUUAAGGAAGCUGCACGGUUAGCGAAGGAGAAAUCUCAGGAGAAGAUCGAGCUGACUAGCACACCUUCACAGCGCAAACUGGCUUUGGCGUCUUCGAAGCACAAACGGAACUUGACUGUGGCCACUAAAAAGGAAUCAGCUACAGGUGACCUGCAGUCACCUUUGACCCCCGAGAGCAUCAACGGGACGGACGACGAACGCAUCGUGCCUGACUCCUGUCAGAACUCAGAGCCUCGAGUCGAGACCAACGCAGUUCCCUUCCCACACAGCAGCUCGACUAACAUUAAUAAGCACUGGGAGGCCGAGCUGGCGGCGCUGAAGGGCAACAAUGCCAAGCUAACGGCGGCUCUGCUCGAGUCUACAGCCAACGUUAAACAGUGGAAACAGCAGCUAGCUGUUUAUCAAGAGGAGGCUGAGAGGCUGCACAGAAGGGUGACAGAACUGGAGUGUGUCAGUGGGCAGACGACAGGAAUCAAAAACCAGAAAACAGAACUAAACCAGACGAUAGAGGAGCUGGAGGUGGCACUGAAAGCCAAGGAGGAGGAGCUGGAACGACUGAAAUCAGAAGUUGAGAAAGCCAACGAGUUGCAGACACAGAAAGACGCAGUCACUCAGAAACUACAGGAAACGGAGACACGGACAGUAGAACUGGAAGCUCAGCUAGCCGAGCUGGAGCAGCGAGUGGAAAGCAGUCACGAGGAACAGGAGACGUUUCGCAGAAAUCUGCGCUCGCUUCUCGAGCUGCUCGACAGCAAGAUCUUCGAGCUGACCGAGCUGAGGGACAGCCUGGCUAAACUGAUUGAUGGAGAAAACAGCUAGAGUCUGCAGAAGCAAACUGCCCUCUGGUGGAGAAAACACACACACACAGGCGUGUACACACCCACACCCACACACACACACACACACACACACACCAACACAGACAUUCAUGCCAGCACAGCAGACUUCAUUAAAACAUGCAUGCAAGCAAGCAGACAGGUGAAUUACAAAUAUUGAUGUUCUCACACAGGUGCACUUCUACAAACUUGUGCCUGCACACACACACACACACACACACACACACACACACACUACAUGUUAUGGGCCUAACUGGGGUUUCAACCUGCCUUUUUGGAAUUUCUGUUUUUUAUGAACUUUACACAUCUAAAAAAAAGGACAUCUCCGAUUUUUUUGUACUAUCACAUCUGGAUACAGAGACAUUUUGUACAGAGACGCCUGUCAGCAUGGCUCAGUGAUGAGUCUGAACGGAGUAGUGUUUAUCAAGGUUAAUUGUACAUUUUAUGCUUUUUUGUAAUUGGUCAUGUGACAAGAGCUAUUCGUUACAAAUUUGGAUCUGAGACUGAACAUCAGAGCUCAAAAACAACAAGUGGAAUCUACUAACAUAUAGAUUACAUAUAGAAUACAAUUAUAGCUACAA